This is a messenger RNA of Penicillium maclennaniae, 1404 nucleotides long. RefSeq lists its product as uncharacterized. The transcript is spliced from 3 exons. Bases 1 to 1404 code for a protein of 467 amino acids. The record is from RefSeq and is a predicted model, not a curated record. NCBI's taxonomy places the organism in Eukaryota, Fungi, Ascomycota, Eurotiomycetes, Eurotiales, Aspergillaceae.
AUGAAGGCUGUUACUAUCUCGAUUCUUUUCGGCGCCGUUGCGCUGGCCCAUCCCAGUGGCCUGUGGUGGGGUACCGAUUUCUGCUAUCCCAGUCCCGAAAACACCGACAACCAAUGCUCUGAUACUCAGAACACUGGUUUCGACUGGUCUGACCUCGUCGACGGUGAUGACUGGAGUUUCGAAGGCUUCAGCUUCAAUGGAGUCGCGCCCCAGGAUAACUGCGGUGGAUCCGGAGGCAACUGUAUCCAAGGAAAGCUGUCCCGAGAUGAUGGUUAUUCCAUCAGUGUGGACUCCGAGGACGCUCCGUUCUCCGUCAGCACUUUCCAACUGUCGACUUCCCGGGACACCAAUGUCCUUCUCAACUAUGAGCUGGCUGAUGGUUCCCACUGUCACCAGCUGGCUUUCAGCUCUCCCCAGGGCGUCGAUGUCACCAACGAGCAGUGUGGUGGCGCGGUUUCCGUUCAGUUCUCGCUUCCCGAGGACAGCAAGUUCGGCGAAUGUGAUCUGAAUAUCCAUUCCAUGGACUUUGACUGUUCUUCUGGACCCAAGCCUCCCCCCACGGCUUCAUCAUCCAAGACCACCGAUUCUAGCACAACUAUGACUAUGCCCACCGCGCACACUCAAUGGACCAGCAUCAUGACCCUGGCCACUACCGAGACCCCCUCGACCACUGAGAAGCCAAUGACUACUGAGACACCAGUGACUACCGAGACGCCAAUGACUUCCACUAUUUGGACGACCCAUGUAUUCACAGUGACUCAAUGCCCUGCCACUGUGACUGACUGCCCUAGUCACUCUACCCAGGUGAUGACCUCCACCUGGAGCCUGUCGACUUCUGUUCACCCGUCUGUCACUAAGGUUGAGACUGUGUCUACAAGCCCUGACACAUCCACCCCUGCCGAGGCCACUACAUCUGUCGUGCCUGCUCCCUGUCCCGAGGUCGUCCCUAAGUGCCUGAACACAUGGCUCAACGUCCCCAAGUGUGACUCCAACAGCGACACUGCAUGCUUCUGCCCAUCCACCGAGUUUGCGGACAAGGUCAAGUCCUGCAUCCACUCCUGGAGCUCCUCCGACGAGGAAUUGAAGUCUUCGCUUGCUUACUUCGCUGGCAUUUGCGCUCCCUAUGUUCCCAAGAAUCCUGCUAUUGUUGAAUUGCCCCCAACCACUUCAGAAGCGGUCUCUAUUCCCAUGACCACUCCCAUGCCUACUCACACUUCCCCUCUUACCAAGGGUACUCUGACUGCGGUUCCCCUGACUACUCCUUGCACCACCAUUACCUGGUCCUCUCACACCGUCACUGUCCCGCAGGUCGCUUUCAGCACGGUCACUCUGAGCUCCACCACCACCGUGUGCCUGGUUCUUGGCACCACCACCCUCCUCCCGCUACCGACAUCUCGACGAUGA